AGGUCGCCUAUACGUCAUCAGAAAGCGACAUGGCAGCUUGAUUUCCACACACGUAAAUCGUCGGUGCUGGUGCUAAUGCUGGGUGGUUAUCUCUUUUGUACCUGAGACCUCACACUUUUCCUUUCUGGUACAACAUCGUACUUCCACUUCAUCCGAUAAUGAAUCCAUUAGUUAGACGCAGACUUCCUCCGUCUGUGAGGAGUCUUCUGACUGACAUCGGUCCAAAGGAGGAGUGGACAGACACAGAGCCCGACACAGUGACCAGAGAUGGGAUUCUGCUCCCCGGCAGAGGGGCUGCUUCUGGACAAGAGUUUCUCACGGCAGCCAAGACCCAAGAGGAAGAGGCUACAGUGGACGGUGGUAACGCCAGGAGGAGUGCAGUCUGCAUGUUGUGUAAAUGUAAGCCCUCUUGUUACACCUGCCCUCGCUGUAACCUGCAUUACUGUGGCUUGGCUUGCUACCAGAGCCCAGAUCACUCAAUGUGCUCCGAGGAGUUUUACAAGGAGUCAGUUCUGCAGGAGCUGAAGGAUAUGGGGAAAACGGAAAGCGAGGGGAGAAAGAAAAUGCAGGAGGUUCUCGUGGGACUCAGGCACAAGGCGGAAAGGACAGACGGGGGGAUGGAAAGUUUGUUAAAGGAAGCAGGAAUUGUGUCGGAUGCCACAGACGAGAGGGAAGAAGAGGAAUCCGAGAAAGUGCAGGUUGUGGAACUCUUGUCCAGGUUAGCAGAGCUUCAAGAGUCAGGUGAAGAGAGUGCAACAGAGAUUGAGGCUAUUUUGAGAAAGCUUGAGGAGAUUGGAGGAGGGGAGCCACUGACGGGAGACAUAGAAGAGGAUGCUGAAAGCGCAGAAGGGGAGCCGGACUUGGCUGAUCGGCUCUCAGGGCUGGAUAUUGACAAACUCUCAGAGGAGGAGCUGUGGGAACUUCUCAGCAAUAAAGAGAAAGAGGUGUUUACGGGUAUGAUGAAGGGCGGAGCUCUCGGUGGGCUUGUCCCCCUGUGGAAGCCGUGGUGGGAGGAGCACGAGGUGGGAGGGAGAGCACUGGUGGAGGUGCUUGAAGAGGAAGUGGGCAAACUGGAGAGAGAAAAUACAACAUCUGUGGAUGAACUGGACGUUGAUGAUAAAUAUAAGACAUUACAGGAAGUGGUUCAGGAUCAGCACAAAUCAGCUACACAACUGAGAAAGAUUAAAGGGGGAAACAAAACUGAAACAAGGACGGCCAAGGGAGGUUCAACAGUUCCCAGUGUCCCUCCAGUUUCUGCAAAAAUCCCAAAGUUGAGUUCCUUAUGUGCAAAUCCAUCUCCCCUGGUAUGCUUCAGUUUAGUCAAUGCACUUUAUGGCUACACUUUCACCCUGUGCCUGUUAAACAAUGACACUGAUUCACUGAUGUUUGAGUUCUGUGACAUGAUUCUCGCUCUGUCCGAGGCUCUGAACUCAAGCAGGGUGUUCUCCACAGUCCAAGAAGCCUUAGACUGUGGAGAAACUCUCAUGUUGGGUGGAGGUUAUCUUGACAAGGAGGAUCCCCUCGCCCCAGCCAGGGCGGUGGAAGCCGUGGCUCACAUCGUGACCGGCAGAGACAGAGGGGAUGCUACGGGAUACUGCUUGGCAGCCUUGAGCCAGCUUCGCUCAGUGCUUUCCCGGGCCAGAACCGCCCUGUCAAAGGAGGGAGAGGAAGGGGCGAGGAGACAGAAGUACUUCCUGGCAAGCAAGAAGUGUGAAUUCUUUCAAGCUUGGGUGUUGGACAAUGCACACCAGAUUCGAACACUUGCUAUUGAGCUGUGGAACGAACACAGUAAAAGAGAGAGCGUAAGGAGCAGCAUGGAGAAAGCAAAAACUGUGGUUGAGGAGAACUUGAAGAUAAGGAAGAGCAAAGGGAAUAGCAAGUUAAUUGAAGAACUGAGCUAAUGAUGUCAUUCUUGAAUAUGUUGUUUGUAAAAGUUUAUAAUGUAAUAAAAAUAUAUGAAAGCCUAAA
Messenger RNA from Dicentrarchus labrax (European seabass), 1968 nucleotides. RefSeq names its product zinc finger, HIT-type containing 2 (gene znhit2). The transcript has 2 exons. Bases 159 to 1901 code for a protein of 580 amino acids. The record is from RefSeq and is a predicted model, not a curated record. Lineage: Eukaryota; Metazoa; Chordata; Actinopteri; Moronidae.